Messenger RNA from Papaver somniferum (opium poppy), 2084 nucleotides. Its product is annotated as UDP-glycosyltransferase TURAN-like. NCBI's taxonomy places the organism in Eukaryota, Viridiplantae, Streptophyta, Magnoliopsida, Ranunculales, Papaveraceae. Gene Ontology annotation, cellular component: endoplasmic reticulum. The coding region runs from base 895 to 1788 and encodes 297 amino acids. The transcript has 13 exons. The record is from RefSeq and is a predicted model, not a curated record. Gene Ontology annotation, molecular function: mannosyltransferase activity.
UAUAACAACCCCCAAUAGAUGUUUCUCCACCGCGACACUUUUACAGUUUAGCGCCCCAUUCACGCCAUUUCAUCAUCACACCAUCUUCCUUUGCAAUCAAGAAACUGUUUCAUAGUCUCUUUUGAAACCGAGAUCCAAACUCAACCGGUACUGUAUUCCAAACAAUUUAUGAUGGCAGGUCAAAAAUUAGAGGAGAAGAUAGGAAAAAGAGGUAGGGCAGCUGUUGUUGUUCUUGGUGAUAUUGGUCGUAGUCCUCGAAUGCAAUAUCAUGCACUCUCACUUGCUCGUCAGGAAGCUGCUGAGGUCGGAUAUGGAUGCGGAAAACUUAUCCACCGGGAUUGGAUUACCUUAGUGAGGCUUUUUAUUUGACUGUAUAAAAACUUAAAAGUGGGGGCCUUCUUCCAAGCUGGGGAGGACAGGCAUGCAGCUUUUGAAGAAUGUGACAAUUUACAAUCUUUUGCAGUGGUUGUAUCUUGCUGUAGUAUCGGAAAAUCUCUCUUUAAGCCUGAAAACGUCCAAGAAUCAGCGUAAAUCUUAGCGUUUGUCUUCUAUGUUCUAGUAAAGCCGCAACAAAGUUAUGUGCAUAUCAGCAUAUCUAUAAGCAGUUGUAUUUUUCCUUACCUGUGGUCUUGGUUAUGAUUUCAUUCGUCGUUUUUCUUUUUUCUUUUUUUCUUGUGUUGCGUGUUGAGUCGAAAUAAUGAUGAUUAAGUAACAAGUAUUGAUCUUGCAGGCUUCUCUAGAAGUGGACAUUGUUGCAUAUGGAGGUAUUCAUUUCUUGUUAUAGAAAUUGCUUAUGGAGUGUACCAGUAACUUAUUUCUUGAAUUUCAUUCUAUUUUCAUGGCUCUGAUCCGCAUGCUGCUAUUCUUGAGAAUCGAUCUAUUCGUAUUCAUAAAAUGACACAGCUUCAAGUCCCCCACGGUUUGCCAAAGAUGCUUUAUCCAGUGAUUCUUUUGUGCAAGGAAUUGACUCAGUUUUUCAUGCUUCUAUGGUUUCUUUGCUAUAAGAUUCCUGCACCAGAUGUAUUCAUAGUGCAGAACCCACCUUCUGUUCCGACUUUGGUUGCCGUAAAAUGGGCCAGUUGGCUGAGGCAUUCUGCAAUAAUUGUGGAUUGGCAUAAUUUUGGAUAUACUCUGCUGGGUUUGUCUAUGGGAAGCAGUAGCCCAUUUGUGAAAGUUUAUCGUUGGUUUGAGAAGCACUAUGGUAAGAUGGCAGAUGGCUCUUUAUGCGUUACGCAGGCAAUGCAACAUGAACUGGCUCAGAACUGGGAAAUCAAAGCAACUGUGCUAUAUGAUCAGCCACCGGAUUUUUUUCAUCCCGCUUCACUUGAGGAGAGGCACGAGUUAUUUUGUAGGUUAAGUAAAGAUAUAAGUCAUCCUCAUGGUUUUCGUGAUUUUGUUAGUUCUGGGUACAAGGAAAUGGGUGGCAAUGUCGUAAAUGAAAAUAUCUUUACCUACCAGGAUGACAGCGACAUUCGCUUGAAGUCCGGAAGGCCAGUCCUUGUUGUUAGCAGUACAAGCUGGACUGCAGAUGAAGAUUUUGGAAUGCUUCUGGAAGCCGCGGUAAUGUAUGAUAGACGGAUUUCUGCAAUCUUGGAUAAGGAUGAUUCAAAAGAGGACGGGAUGGUUUCUGAGGUCUCUCACGGGGAAAAAGAUUGCAUAUACCCAAUGCUGUUAUUCAUCAUUACUGGUAAGGGACCUGAAAGACAAAAAUAUGAAGAACAAAUAAAGAGGUUGUUACGAAGAGUUGCAAGUGACUAUACCGUAACGAAAGGCCCUUUCUUGACCUAAAAUUUGGAUUACAUUACCCCAUCAGAACUCAACUUUUGGACUGCGGAAAUGUAGUUGUAAACUCUCAGGAAGAAUCCUUGGCGUCGGAAUCAGUAAUACAUUGCCUGGUGAGAUGCACACAACAAACAGUAUUCUGAAUUGUAAACCAUGUGAUGUCUAGCUAUAUAAUCAUGAUCCAAGGUUAGAAAAAUGGUUAAUCUUCUGGUUUAUCUGUCAAAAUUCUGGAUAGUUAAAUUAUACUCCACGUAAAGCACUAUUACCUAAUUCAUUUCAGUGAAAAGAUUGUCUUGAGCCAA